This is a messenger RNA of Chenopodium quinoa (quinoa), 3766 nucleotides long. Its product is annotated as probable UDP-N-acetylglucosamine--peptide N-acetylglucosaminyltransferase SEC. Gene Ontology annotation, molecular function: protein binding; protein N-acetylglucosaminyltransferase activity. The transcript is spliced from 29 exons. Gene Ontology annotation, biological process: protein O-linked glycosylation. The record is from RefSeq and is a predicted model, not a curated record. NCBI's taxonomy places the organism in Eukaryota, Viridiplantae, Streptophyta, Magnoliopsida, Caryophyllales, Amaranthaceae. Bases 397 to 3339 code for a protein of 980 amino acids.
AAGAAGAAUUUAUUUAUGUGGAGGAGAAAAAGAAAAAAAAAUAGGAAAACAUAGUACAAAAAUACAAAAUCGAACUUAGGAAGAUUCACACGAAGUACUGUACUAGACAAAACUUUGUGUUUAUACAAAGCCAAGUACGUAUGUAAUUCAGGAUUUCAGGUAACACCAACACUAUCAAUCUUUCUCCACCCUACACGUGUACGCCCCCGAUUUCUCCUUCUUCUUCCUUAAAUUUUCCAUUUCUCUCUCCUCUUUUCCUUCCGACAAAUGGCGUCAUUUUACUCUCUUCCCCUGACUCUCACACCAUCUUCACCUCUUUCCUAGAACUUCCAUCUUUAUCUUUUUUCUUUGUUCUUCCUUGAUUUUUCAAUAGAGAAUCUGGUUUCGGAAUCAACGAUGAUUUCGUUGCGAAGCGAAUCGCGGCAACAGCUUCAUAAUCAUAGUAAUAAUCAUAAUAAGAAUGAAUUGCAGCUGUCGAAUUUGGCGUUUGAUGCUAAAUCCGAUGUUUCUUCUUCUAAUAUUAAUUUGAACCAUUUUAAGGGCGCUGAGUCUCGUGAAGAAGAAGACAUGUUGCUGGGUGCUGCACAUCAGUUGUACAAGAGUGGUGACUAUAAGCAGGCUUUGGAGCAUAGUAAUACUGUCUAUGAGAGAAAUCCAUUACGGACAGAUAAUCUUCUUCUUUUGGGUGCUAUACACUAUCAGCUGCAUGAUUUUGAUAUGUGCAUUACUAGAAAUGAAGAGGCUAUACAAAUUGAGCCCCAUUUUGCAGAGUGUUUUGGCAAUAUGGCAAAUGCAUGGAAGGAAAAAGGAAAUGUUGAUAUUGCAAUCCGCUACUAUUUAAUUGCAAUUGAGCUCAGGCCAAAUUUUGCGGAUGCCUGGUCGAACUUAGCUAGUGCGUACAUGCGUAAAGGGAGAUUGAAUGAGGCAGCCCAAUGUUGCCGCCAGGCUCUUGCAUUAAAUCCUCUUUUGGUUGAUGCACAUAGCAACCUUGGGAAUUUAAUGAAGGCACAAGGCUUAGUGCAAGAAGCAUAUAGUUGCUAUCUUGAGGCUUUACGUAUACAACCAACUUUUGCGGUUGCAUGGUCAAAUCUUGCUGGCCUUUUUAUGGAAUCGGGUGAUCUUAAUCGGGCGCUUCACUAUUACAAGGAAGCUGUGAAACUUAAACCAUCCUUUCCUGAUGCAUAUUUAAACUUGGGAAAUGUUUAUAAGGCUUUGGGAAUGACUCAAGAAGCUGUAACGUGCUAUCAGCAUGCUCUUCAGGCACGACCAAACUAUGCAAUGGCAUUUGGUAAUUUGGCUAGUUCGUAUUAUGAGCAAGGGCAGUUGGAUUUGGCAAUUCUUCAUUACAAAGAGGCCAUUAAUUGUGAUUCGGGAUUUCUGGAGGCUUAUAAUAAUUUGGGUAAUGCACUUAAAGAUGUGGGCAGAGUUGAUGAAGCAAUUCAAUGCUAUAAUCAAUGUCUAUCAAUACAACCCCAUCACCCUCAAGCUUUAACAAACCUUGGAAACAUUUAUAUGGAAUGGAAUAUGGUGGCAGUGGCAGCUACUUAUUAUAAGGCAACUUUGAGUGUCACAUCUGGAUUAUCUGCUCCCUUUAACAAUCUGGCAGUUAUUUAUAAACAGCAGGGAAAUUAUGCAGAUGCUAUAUCUUGCUACAACGAGGUUUUACGUAUUGAUCCAAUGGCUGCUGAUGGGCUUGUGAACAGAGGAAAUACUUAUAAAGAGCUUGGAAGAGUGACUGAAGCACUCCAGGAUUAUAUUAAUGCUAUCAACAUACGACCAACCAUGGCUGAAGCACAUGCUAAUCUGGCUUCAGCUUAUAAAGACAGUGGACAUGUGGAGGCAGCUAUUAAAAGCUACAAACAAGCAUUGCAAUUACGCCCAGAUUUCCCAGAAGCAACUUGUAAUCUUCUCCACACUUUACAGUGUGUUUGCAGCUGGGAAGAUAAAGACAAAAUGUUUGCUGAAGUUGAGGGAAUAAUCAAACGACAAAUUAAGAUGUCAGUUCUUCCCAGUGUACAGCCUUUCCAUGCAAUUGCAUAUCCUCUUGAUCCAGCGCUGGCUCUUGAAAUCAGCCGCAAGUAUGCGCAGCACUGCUCAGUGGUUGCAUCACGUUAUGCGCUGUCUCCCUUUAAGCACCCUCAUCCUAUUCCAGUCAAGAGUGAAGGUGGCUAUCAGAGGCUUAGGGUUGGUUAUGUGAGCAGUGACUUCGGUAACCAUCCUCUUUCACAUCUGAUGGGUUCUGUGUUUGGUAUGCACAAUAGAGAACAUGUUGAGGUUUUCUGCUAUGCAUUGAGCCCUAAUGAUGGGACUGAGUGGAGACAACGAACUCAAUCUGAAGCUGAGCAUUUUGUGGAUGUUUCCGCUAUGUCAUCAGAUAUGAUUGCCAAAAUAAUUAACGAAGAUAACAUACAAAUUCUUGUGAACCUCAAUGGCUACACCAAGGGUGCCAGAAAUGAGAUAUUUGCCAUGAAACCAGCACCUAUUCAGGUUUCAUACAUGGGCUUUCCAGGAACGAUGGGUGCAUCAUACAUUGACUAUCUGGUUACUGACGAGUUUGUAUCUCCUUUCUGUUCUGCUCAUAUUUACUCCGAGAAGCUCGUUCAUCUCCCUCAUUGCUACUUUGUAAAUGAUUACAAACAGAAAAAUAGAGAUCUAUUGGAUCCAAAUUGCCACCCCAAACGUUCAGAUUAUGGCCUUCCAGAAGACAAAUUCUUGUUCGCAUGCUUCAAUCAACUAUACAAAAUGGAUCCUGAAAUCUUCACUGCGUGGUGCAAUAUUCUCAAAUCUGUACCAAACAGUGCCUUGUGGCUUUUGAAAUUUCCGGCCGCUGGAGAAUCAAGACUACGUGCAUAUGCUGCUGCUCAAGGAGUAGGGCAAGAUCAGCUUAUAUUUACAGGUGUUGCUGUAAAAACCGAGCACAUCAGACGCAGUGCUUUGGCUGAUCUAUUUUUGGACACGCCCUUGUGUAAUGGACACACUACUGGCACAGAUAUCCUCUGGGCUGGUUUACCAAUGAUUACUUUGCCUCUUGAGAAAAUGGCUACUAGAGUUGCUGGCUCACUUUGUCUUGCUACUGGACUUGGAGAGGAGAUGAUAGUGGACAGUAUUGAGGAGUAUGAAGAGCGGGCAGUUUCACUGGCAUUAAAUCCUUCGAAACUCCAGGCCCUUAGAAAUCAAUUGAAGGCUAUCCGUUUGACUUGCCCACUGUUCGACACUACUCGUUGGGUUAAGAACCUUGAGAGAGCUUUUUUCAAGAUGUGGAAUUUGUAUUGCACAGACAAGCAUCCUCAAUCUUUCAAGGUCACUGAAAAUGAUAUGGAUUUUCCUUUCGAUAGGUAGGAAAAACUAGCUGAACGGGAUUGUACAUAGAUUGUAGAGGACGCACAUACUCCGUAUAUAUCAUUAGUGCUUGAUGAUACUUGAAGAGGACUUUUUUCUUUCAAGGUAAGGGGUCUCUGAUAAUGAUUGAGAGUUGUAACAUUUAGAAAUAAUGUGAUUAUUAUGUGCUACUGAUCUAUCUAGCAUGUAAUUGAGGGUUGAGCGAUUCGCCUGUUAACAUAUUCUGUAUCAUAGCAGCAGAGGUAGAGAGAGCGAUGUUCCCCUGGCCUUCACAGGUUUAUCCUCCCGUGUUUUUUUUUUUUUUUUUUUUUUUUUUCCUUGGUUGUCUUUAGCUGCAUUGCUUUCUGCGUAGCAGUUGCGAUGUUAUUGUAUGUACAAUUAUUUUACUACAAGAAUUAAGAUGAAUCAACAUUAUAUAUACAAGCUA